Messenger RNA from Cololabis saira (Pacific saury), 1681 nucleotides. Its product is annotated as caspase a-like. Lineage: Eukaryota; Metazoa; Chordata; Actinopteri; Beloniformes; Belonidae. The transcript is spliced from 8 exons. Gene Ontology annotation, molecular function: cysteine-type endopeptidase activity. Gene Ontology annotation, biological process: regulation of apoptotic process; proteolysis. The record is from RefSeq and is a predicted model, not a curated record. Bases 340 to 1461 code for a protein of 373 amino acids.
UGUCCCAAGUCAUUUAGCCUAUAAACUCUAGAUCCAUGUCUCCCUGUGCCUGCAGGGCCUGGUUGUAGAGUCGGAGUGCAGCUGGAAUAAACAAAUGAAAUGUCCAAAUCUCUUUUUUGUCUGACAGGGGAGGACACAUCUGUCGCUGAAUUAGGUCCUCAUCCCCGCCAGCUCGAUGUACAGAGGAUGGGAGGUAUUGAUUGAUAAAAAGAUAACGUGCAAAGCAGAAAACAAUCCGCCCUCUUCUCGAGGGUUAAAGGAAGUUUUCAAGCGCCAGAAACUCCAGAUUAGAGUGCAGCGUCUUCAGUUUGAAGAGUGCAGCUUCACCAGUCUUGAACGAUGGCAGAUGGAAAACUUCAGAGUGUGAGGCUGUUGUUUGUGGAAAAGGUGUCCAAAGAAAUGAUUAACCAGCUACUGGACAGUCUUCUUGAAGAUGGUGUCUUGAAUGAUGGGGAGAAAGACUCAAUAAUCGAGGAAAAUAACACAAAAAACAACAAGGCUCGCGCUCUCAUUGACGCAGUGAGGCGGAAAGGUGAUGAAUCCAGCCGGAAGAUGAUUGCUCACAUUCAAAAGAAGGACCCUACUCUUUACUCUGAGCUGGGUCUGUCCGAUGUUGAGCCUGCUCAGACAAAUGCACAGUUCCCGGUGGGAACAAAAUCCUUCUCCAUUGAAGAGUUCUGGCGCAGCAAACAGAAUGAUCCAGAUGUUUACAAAGUGACCAAAACAUCCCAGAAGAAUCGUGUAGCCUUGCUGAUCACUAAUAUUAGGUUUUCUGAUGCAAGAAUGAACAGAAAAGGAGCCGAGGUAGACCACGAGAACAUGGAGAGACAACUUUCAAGUCUGGGAUAUGAGGUGGUGACAUACACGGACCUCACCGGAGAGGGGAUGAACAAGGCCUUUAUUAGGUUUGCUAAACAUCCCAAACUAAGCGAGACAGACAGUGUGGUUGUGGUCGUCAUGUCCCAUGGAAAACUGGGAGCGGUUCUCGGUGUCAAUCAUUCUGAUAUGGAUUGUGACGAGUUUCCCAUCAACAACAUUUACACACACUUGGGCUCAGAGAACUGUCCAGCACUUCUGGACAAACCUAAGAUCAUCAUCAUCCAGGCCUGCAGAGGAGGGGAGGGAGGAUCCGUGUUCGUUAGCGAUGACGUGUCACAGCCAGUUGGUGAACAAGGCUGGGAUGAAGAUACUCUACGCUUGGUGCACAAAGAAAAAGACUUCAUUUCUCUUCUCUCCUGCACCCCUGAUACAGUGUCCUACAGGCAUACAUAUCAAGGGUCUCUCCUCAUCCAGUACUUCGAUGAUCAAUGCAACAACUCUGCAAAUAAAGAUCACAUUCAGGAGCUUUUCAGAAAAGUCAUGCGGCGCUUUGAAGAUUUCAAACUCCAGGAGAAAAGACAGAUGGCGACCAUUGACAGGAGCACCCUACUAAAGCACUUCUACUUCUUUCCAGGCCUCUAAGACAAAACAUGCUGUCAACACCAGCUUUGUUAUCACAUAUUAAACUAGACAGAUUGAUAAAAAAUAUAUUUGGUUUGUUACUGUAUGGCACUUUAGUGCUGCAUAUUUGGAUUACAUGAACUUCAUGUCUGUGUGUUGGGUCUGACUUACUUUGCUUUUUUUAAUGAUAUAUUGACAAUCAAUUAGUAUAUUAGUUUGGAUUUUACUAUUUGUCAUUGUU